AUGAAGGAUGUUGGUCUUUGGAAAAUUUCCAAAGUUGUAUUGAAUCACUCAUAUUCUUAUUGUCCAGAGCAGGCUGAGAUGCUCAAACAACACAGGGAGCUUAGCAUGUUCGUGCGUCGCACCAUUGAAACCCACGAGGAAGCCAGAAUCAGACUGAACAAAACUUACCAAUCAUUUGUGGCAGCAGCUAGCAACCACCGUGAAAUAUGUUUUAUAGAAAAAGAUGUAAGGAAUUACAUCACAAGGAAAGUACAGAAUAUUUUCAAAGAAGACAAUGCUAAAGAAUUUAGGAAGCACCUAGUUAGAAUGAAAGAGAAGAUCCAAAAUUUCUUCUUUGAGCUCAACCUUGAAGGUGAUCACUGCAUUAAACAUGCAUUCUGGGCUGAUGCAAGAAGCAGGACUGCAUUUGAUUAUUUCGGAGACAUGGUUUCAUUUGACACCACCUAUAACACAAAUAGGUACAAUUUGGUUUUAGGUUCUUUUGUUGGCGUGAAUCACCACAGCCAGUCGACACUUCUUGGAUGCGUGAUGAUGAAAAAUGAGGACAUUCAAUCAUUCAAAUGGCUAUUUGAGUGUUAG
Arachis stenosperma is the source of this 579-nucleotide messenger RNA. Its product is annotated as protein FAR1-RELATED SEQUENCE 5-like. The transcript is spliced from 2 exons. Lineage: Eukaryota; Viridiplantae; Streptophyta; Magnoliopsida; Fabales; Fabaceae. The record is from RefSeq and is a predicted model, not a curated record. Bases 1 to 579 code for a protein of 192 amino acids.